GUUCUGGAGAAUCUCAGAUGGCCACGAUGGAUUGGAGCACAAAGUGUCCUGAAAAAGGCUUGAACUCGAGAUGCUGUGUCUUGUCUCUGUGACUCUCUGUGCUCUUGACUCUAUAAGUGCAGUGAUCCAGGCUCUUCUGUGAUGACAGAUGAAUCAGGGGGAGGAGACGCGCAGCUCACACACACACACACACACACACCUGACGGAGGGUUGAUUCUUCAGCUGUGUUCAGCAUGUUUGUCAUGAUCAAAAACUGGCUGCUUGGAGCCACUGAAGAGAGCGAGUACAAGCUGCUGAGCACUGAAUGCAAGGAUGGGGUGAGUUAUGAGGUGCGCCGCUAUGAUGCGUGUAAGCACGUGUGUGUGAGUCUGGAGGGGCGGAGCUUCGAUCAGGUUUCAGGUGAUCUUCAGCGGAAGCUUCUCGCCUACAUGAGUGGAGACAAUGAACAAGGUGAGGUGAUGAACACGCCCGUCCCCAUCAUCUUCACCGUGUUUCCUCGUGAUGACGGCUCAUUAAACCGUCGCCUGGUCGCCGCUCUGCGCAUCCCAUCAUCCUUCCAGAUCGCCCCCCCAACCCCGACCGAUUCGUCCAUUCGCAUCGAGGACCGGCCGGGCAUGACCGUAUACGUCCUGCGCUUCGGUGGUUUCGCAGGCGAGAGCGGGUUUCGCGCAGAAGCGUCGCGACUGACGUGUACGCUGGGAGACUCCGCCCCCUUCCAGCGCAAGCAGUACCUGUGCUGCAUCUACGACCCCCCGAUCAAACCCUACGGCCGGCGUAACGAGGUGUGGUUCCUGCAGGACGAGCCCUGAGACGGAGUGUGUGGCUACAAUUACCCAUAAUCCCUUUGUCACGUGUUCAGGUCUACUGCAGAGGAACGCAGCCACUUGUAUGUUUAAGGCCUCCACUUAUUUCAACUUAUCGUACGCAAACAGCUGCUUGACAAUAUUGUAAACUGGUGUUUGUUAUCAUGUUAUUUUAAUACACACUGGUUUAAAGCGCAGACAGUUUUACCAUUCACUGCUAUUUGUUGUUCUUCUCAUUGUUUUCCUGUAGCAGUUAAUGAAUCAAUAACCUACCAGUCAAACGCUUUUUAAAUAAGUAUCUUCUGCUCACAAAAGCCUGCAUUUAUUUGAUCCAAAAUACAGCAAAAGCAGUGAAAUUUCUUAUUAUUUAUACUAUUUUAAACAGAUGUUUUCUGUGUGAAUCUC
Carassius carassius (crucian carp) is the source of this 1208-nucleotide messenger RNA. Its product is annotated as heme-binding protein 1-like. Lineage: Eukaryota; Metazoa; Chordata; Actinopteri; Cypriniformes; Cyprinidae. The coding region runs from base 234 to 809 and encodes 191 amino acids. The record is from RefSeq and is a predicted model, not a curated record. The transcript is spliced from 5 exons.